This is a messenger RNA of Cercopithifilaria johnstoni, 713 nucleotides long. NCBI's taxonomy places the organism in Eukaryota, Metazoa, Nematoda, Chromadorea, Rhabditida, Onchocercidae. The record is from the annotation of a GenBank genome assembly.
GCGCAAAUUUAUUUAAACUUCUUGGUUCAGAAGAAAAAGAAUUAUUUUCAUAUAUUGAAUCGUAUACGGCAAAAAUGAUACAUAUUGAAACAACUUUAAAACCAUUUCUUUUGGAUUACAUACCAGCUGUUGGUGAUGUUGAUGCUUUUAUCAAAAUACCACGACCUGAUGAGGUGGAAGAUGAUUUGGGCUUGAUAUCAUUGGAUGAGCCAGCAAUGGAACAAAGUGAUCCGAUCAUUUUAAAUUUGAAAAUACGAAAUGAAUUAAAAGAUUACACGAAUACAUUGGUAAAAGAUAUACCGGUGAAAAAAUUAGAGAGAGCUGAUGAAAAUAUUGAAGAAAUUGAACAUUGGAUAAGUAGUAUUAAGGAAAUACAUCGAACUAAACCACCCGAUGUUGUGAUAUAUGGAAAACCAAUGCCAAAUAUCGAGCAUUUAAUGCAAGAAUGGCCAAUUGAAGUGGAAAAUUUGUUAAAAAAUGAACAGUUACCAACCGCAGCAUUGGAUAUAUCAUUGGAAGAAUAUGUUGAUAUUUGUUUGGCAUUAUUAGAUAUACCCGUUCAAAAAUCUCGAAUUCAAUCACUUCACGUGCUUUUCACAUUGUUUGCCGAAUUCCGUAAUUCACAGCAUUUCCGAAAUUUGGCUAAAAAUAAUUUCAUGAAUAAUAAAAAUGAGCAAAAUAAUGUGAAUGAACCGGAACGACUUGAAUUAUAA